Messenger RNA from Asparagus officinalis (garden asparagus), 1056 nucleotides. RefSeq lists its product as uncharacterized. Gene Ontology annotation, cellular component: chloroplast thylakoid. The record is from RefSeq and is a predicted model, not a curated record. Lineage: Eukaryota; Viridiplantae; Streptophyta; Magnoliopsida; Asparagales; Asparagaceae.
UACAAAACCUUAACCACACGCUCCCAUAUCUCUCUCCACACUCCCCUUAUCUUUGCCCUGCCUCUCCAUCUUCUCCCUCUUCUCUCUCUCUCUCUCUGCAUCUCCCCUUCCUCAACAAUGGCCACCUCCACAACUCUCCACCUUCUCAACCUCCACUCUAACCCCAAAACUCCCUCAUCCAAACUCCCCAGGCCAACAUCACAGCCACAACCAAAUUCUCUCAAGCAAACACCCACCAGCAUCUUCUCCAACGUCUCCCUCGCCGCCUCCACUGCUCUCGCUCUCCCCCUCAUCGCCCCGCAGGAUGCUCUUGCUGCUGCUGGUGAGUUUGGGAUUCUUGAAGGCCGAAGUGUCGCGCUAAUCCAUCCAGUAGUCAUGGGCAGCCUGUUUGUGUACACUCUGUAUGCAGGUUAUCUCGGGUGGCAAUGGCGCAGAGUGCGAACAAUUCAGGACGAGAUCAACCAGCUCAAGAAACAAGUCAAGCCUCCUGCUCCUGCUGCAGUCCCCGCAGGUACUGACGUGGCGAAAGAGGCCAGCAGCCCGGCCUCGCCUGUCUGAACAGAAAAUUAGGAGCUCACUGAGGAGAGGAAAGCUUUGUUGAAAGGGUCGUUUAGGGACCGACAUUUUAAUGCUGGAUCGAUACUGUUGGGGUUUGGAGUGCUGGAAGCCGUUGGUGGUGGUGUUAAUACAUGGAUGCGCACAGGGAAGCUUUUUCCUGGGCCUCAUUUGUUUGCUGGAGCUGGGAUAACGGUAUUAUGGGCGUUGGCAGCGGCGCUUGUUCCUGCAAUGCAGAAGGGAAACGAGACUGCCAGGAAUCUGCAUAUCGCACUGAAUGCGUUUAACGUGCUGCUAUUUGUAUGCCAGAUCCCAACCGGAUUUGAUAUUGUCCUCAAAGUUUUUGAGUUCACCAAGUGGCCUUGAUUUGAUCGAAGAUUGUUCCUCCCUUUUUUAACCUCUUUUUUUUUUCCCGCCCUUCAGAUCUCUGCAUUCAUUUUGUAAUGUUCCUUAAUUUGAUAUGCUAUAGUAAAAAACACAUGUACAUAUAUAUGCAGCGCA